Cyclocybe aegerita is the source of this 1179-nucleotide messenger RNA. NCBI's taxonomy places the organism in Eukaryota, Fungi, Basidiomycota, Agaricomycetes, Agaricales, Hemipholiotaceae. The record is from the annotation of a GenBank genome assembly.
AUGGCUGAAUCGCAGCAAGUUCAUCAUCGCAACGAUUCUAUCGAAUCGAAUGCGACUAUCAAAAGCAUCCAGUCGGCGGGAUCUGUUUCUUCCACUCUCUCGACGGCCUCGACGGCCAGCGUGUCUCUUGGCGUCUACGAGGAGCUCAAACCCGACAUCGAACGCCUUCAACGCACCGUUACAGAGAAGGGUCUUGAGAGAUAUCUUCCCAAAGCUGAACUUCUCGUCUCCUCCCUCUCGUCUAGCGACUUUAACGAGACCGAUUUCUGCGGGUCAAAACUGAAACUCGAUGGAGUCCUCAAAGGGAUUGAGCAUGCUGUGGGCGUCGAUGGCAAGAAAUACGUUCUCGCUGCUAUUCUUUCCUGUGAAUCGCAGGCACAAGGACUGACCGACGACGAGAAACGUCUCGAUUCAAUGAAGCGGCUGAAGGCGGUGGCAGAGACGUGGACGUUCUAUGUGCUGUUUAUUUUCAAAGCCGGUCCCGGUAGCCACAGAAAGCAGCCAUAUCGUACACCAUCCGUCGUUGUGACGCCGACGCUUGAUACAACCGCGGCGUCGCUCCAGAAAGGAUUGAAGCCGUCGAGGACGAUGUCUCGAGACGAUGUUCUGAGGCGAGACGGGUAUCAAUGUGUGAUAACAGGUUGGUUGGACAAGGAACACCUGCACGACCGUGACCUCCCAGCAGCUCCCGUGGAGGCUUCACACAUACUCCGUCGAGCUGUUGCCACCUUCAAGGAUGGCACUGAUGCUUCUCGUGCAGCCGCUCUGACGUUCGAUAUUCUUCGGCACUUCACUGGACUCGGAGAGAAGGUCAUCCAAAAUCUCGAAGACCACGCCGACCAUGUCGCCAAUGGCUUAACACUCAAUCUUAUCGCACAUGCUGAGUGGGACGCGUACGCGUUCUGCUUGAAGGCCACCGACGUCGAACAUGAAUACAAGAUUCAUUAUUUCUCCGAUGUAACGAAAAAGACCAUAAGGACUAUGAGAGGCAACGUGCAGAUUGCGCCAGAUGAGCCCGUGCGGUUCAAAGAUCGCAGCGACGAGUUCCAACAGAAAAAGCGCAAGAAGCUCAACGACGAGGAUGGCGCUCAACCCUCAAGUUCUACGAGGUCUGGUUCCGGGCCACAAGGGUCGGCUACAGAAAGUGAUUCGCGGUUCAAGUGCGAAGCAUGGGCGUAG